Messenger RNA from Sinocyclocheilus grahami, 2653 nucleotides. RefSeq names its product ephrin type-A receptor 3. Gene Ontology annotation, molecular function: transmembrane-ephrin receptor activity; protein binding; ATP binding. The record is from RefSeq and is a predicted model, not a curated record. Gene Ontology annotation, cellular component: plasma membrane; dendrite. Gene Ontology annotation, biological process: ephrin receptor signaling pathway; protein phosphorylation; axon guidance. The coding region runs from base 197 to 2191 and encodes 664 amino acids. NCBI's taxonomy places the organism in Eukaryota, Metazoa, Chordata, Actinopteri, Cypriniformes, Cyprinidae. The transcript is spliced from 15 exons.
UGGGAAAUGCCUGUGCAACAUAGGAUACGAGGAAUGGGGAGUCGCUUGCCAAGCCUGCCGGCCCGGCUUCUAUAAGGCCUCUUCUGGGAACGUCAAGUGCUCCAAGUGUCCACCGCACAGCUACACGCACCAGGAGGAAGCCGUGCACUGCGACUGCGAGAGAAACUACUUCCGUGCGGAAGAGGACCCCGUCUCGAUGGCCUGCUCUCGACCUCCAUCUGCCCCACGCAAUGUGAUAUCUGCCAUUAAUGAGACGUCAGUGAUUCUAGACUGGAACUGGCCGGCUGACAGCGGAGGCAGGAAGGACGUGAUAUUUAACGUGGUCUGUAAGCGAUGUUGGCCGGGUCCCAGGCAGUGUGAACCCUGCCUAGGGGCCGUGCGCUUCCUGCCCCGUGCCACUGGCCUCACUAACACGACAGUAACCGUAGUGGACCUCCUGGCACACACAAACUACACCUUUGAGAUUGAGGCCCAAAACAGAGUGUCCUCCCAAGCCCCCACGAUCCGCCAGUAUGCUGCGGUCACCAUCACUACCAACCAAGCAGCUCCAUCCGCAGUGACUGUCAUCAGGAAGGACCGAACAUCCAGAAACAGCAUCUCACUGUCAUGGAUGGAGCCAGAGAGACCCAAUGGAAUCAUUUUGGACUAUGAGGUCAAAUACUAUGAGAAGCAGGAACAAGAGACCAGCUACACCAUCCUGAGGUCAAAGGCCACAAACGUUACUCUGAACGGGCUAAAACCCGACACCACCUACCUGCUGCAGAUCAGAGCGCGAACCGCGGCCGGAUACGGCGGUAGCAGUCGCAAGUUUGAGUUUGAGACCAGUCCAGACUCCUUUUCCAUCUCCAGUGAGAACAGUCAGGUAGUGCUGAUCGCUGUCUCCUCCGCCGUGGCUAUCAUCCUCCUCGCUGUAGUGAUCUACAUUGUGAUUAGCAGGUUUUGUAGGUAUAGCAAGUCCAAACAUCCAGAUGAGAAGAGGCUGCCCUUUGGCAACGGCCACUUGAGACUGCCUGGCAUCAAGACUUACGUGGACCCACACACUUACGAAGACCCGAGUCAAGCCGUGCACGAAUUCGCCAAGGAACUGGAAGCGUCCUGUAUUGCCAUCGACAAAGUGGUUGGGGCAGGGGAGUUUGGAGAGGUGUGCAGCGGCCGACUGAAGCUGCCGUCUAAGAAGGAGAUCUGUGUGGCCAUCAAGACGCUCAAAGCCGGAUACACCGAGAAGCAAAGGCGGGACUUCCUCAGUGAAGCGAGCAUCAUGGGACAGUUCGACCACCCCAACAUCAUCAGGUUGGAGGGUGUGGUCACACGCAGUAAACCUGUGAUGAUAGUGACCGAGUACAUGGAGAACGGCUCUUUGGACGGCUUCCUGCGAAAACACGACGCCCAGUUCACAGUGAUUCAGCUGGUGGGCAUGCUACGUGGCAUCGCAUCUGGUAUGAAGUAUCUGUCGGAUAUGGGUUACGUGCACAGAGAUUUGGCCGCUCGGAACAUCCUGGUCAACAGCAACCUGGUGUGCAAAGUGUCAGACUUUGGCUUGUCCAGAGUGCUGGAGGACGACCCGGAAGCCGCCUACACCACAAGAGGUGGCAAGAUUCCGAUCCGAUGGACCGCGCCAGAGGCCAUCGCCUAUCGCAAGUUCACCUCGGCCAGUGACGUAUGGAGCUAUGGGAUUGUGUUAUGGGAGGUCAUGUCUUACGGAGAAAGACCUUAUUGGGAGAUGUCCAAUCAGGAUGUGAUAAAAGCGGUGGAUGAGGGCUAUCGUCUUCCCCCACCCAUGGAAUGCCCUGCCACACUUUACCAGCUGAUGCUAGACUGCUGGCAGAAGGACAGAAACAACCGGCCGAAAUUUGAGCAGAUUGUCAGUAUCCUGGACAAGCUCAUCCGCAACCCCAGCAGUCUCAAAAUCACGGCCAGCACUGCUUCCAGACCGGUGAAUCUGCUUCUGGACAGGACCAGCACUGACAUCACUUCCUUUCAUACAAUGGGUGAUUGGCUGGAGAGCGCCAGGACGUUGCCCUGUAAAGAUGCAUUCAGUGGGGUCAGCUACAGCUCCUGUGAUACACUGGCCAAAACUUCAGCAGAGGACUUCAAGAAAGUCGGUGUGACGAUCGUUGGGCCUCAGAAGAAGAUCGUGAGCAGCCUAACAACACUUGAAACACACUCAAAGAACGGUCCAGUUCCUGUGUAAAAUUAAAAACGAGUGACGGAAAUGAAAGACACUUACACGAGAUUGAUGCUGCUUUGGGUUUAACAGACAGGACAUAGAUAUUAAAUGAAAAGAUGAAGUGGAACUACAGUUCUUGAACACAUGUGCGAAGCAGAACAACCUUCCUGGAGAAAGAUCACGUCUUCCCGGGCACGAGGUGCAAAGGCGAUGAGCAUGUCUUCCAGCGAUUGACAUGUUGCCUUAUCGGCGAGAGAGGCGGAUGAGCACGGGUCUCAUGUUCAGGAGUCUACUGUCACGCUGCAUGACUUCUCCUAGAGGACAGAGGCCGGUCCGAUCCAAAUGGAUUUAACGAAGAGCUCUUCACAUGUGGCAGGGGAGCAUUAAAAAUCCUUCAGGAAAAAACUUUGCAAAAGCAUCCGUCUUCCUUUUGGAAGGUAGCACUUCAGAGAGGCAAUAGCUUGCGCCCCAGAGUUUUGGUGGUUU